This is a messenger RNA of Rotaria sordida, 419 nucleotides long. NCBI's taxonomy places the organism in Eukaryota, Metazoa, Rotifera, Eurotatoria, Philodinida, Philodinidae. The record is from the annotation of a GenBank genome assembly.
CAAGUGCAUCACUUCCGGCUACCGAUUUGUCUAAAAAUACAAAUAUACAAAAGGAUCCAUACGUACUAUGGCGACAACAACAACAACAAAAACGAAAAGAAUUAGAACAACAAGAAAUGCAACGAAAGCAAGAGAGACAAUACAUUUAUAAAUUAUCUCGAAUGAACUAUUGGAAAUGGAUGGAUAUGUAUGAAGAACAACAGCAAGCACAACUGGAACAUUUCUUAGAAUGGGAAGAUCUUGAAAUGCAACAGUUAGAAGAGGAACACAAUGAGCAAUUGAAACAGAUCGAACAUGUGAAACAAUUAGACAGAGAAGAACAACAGCAAGAAAGUGUUAGAAAAUUAGAAGAUUCAGAACAAUUUGAACAGCAAAAACUAAUGGAACAAUUAAAACACUUGGAACAUUCGCAACAAUAA